Vitis vinifera (wine grape) is the source of this 2217-nucleotide messenger RNA. RefSeq names its product cysteine-rich receptor-like protein kinase 26. The record is from RefSeq and is a predicted model, not a curated record. Gene Ontology annotation, molecular function: ATP binding; protein kinase activity. Gene Ontology annotation, biological process: protein phosphorylation. NCBI's taxonomy places the organism in Eukaryota, Viridiplantae, Streptophyta, Magnoliopsida, Vitales, Vitaceae. The transcript is spliced from 8 exons. The coding region runs from base 1 to 2217 and encodes 738 amino acids.
AUGCUGCGGUACUCCCACCGUAACUUUGUGAACAAGACCGACUACACCCUCACCUUCAGGCUGUAUGAUACCCGCAAUGCUCCUGAUCCUGAUAUUUAUGAUGCGAAGGUGCAGAGGUUAAUGCAGAAUCUAUCGUCCACUGCCGGUGCAUCUGAGAAGAGAUAUGCAGUGGGAAGAACAACAGCACCAGAAAACUUCACCCUCUAUGGCUAUGUUGAUUGCACCCGUGACAUCGAUGGAGAUAGUUGUAAGGGAUGCCUAUUGGCAACAACAAGUGCCAUAGACACCUGCUGUUUAGGGCAAUGGGCGGGUUGGCUUGCUACACCAACAUGCAAUAUCCAGUUCAAUAUGGACCCAGUGCAUGAGGACUGGGUCAAUGGCCCGUAUAUCAACACAGAUAUCACUCCGUCAUCAACACUGGCGCCGCUACCAGUGGCAGAGAAUGAUGCUGGAAGUCGUAGUCUGGUAAUUAAAAUUUCUGUUGCUCUAACAGUUGGAACAGUUGUUUUGGCAGUUCUGGUACUGUGUGCUGUGAAGUGGAGGAAAAGAGAUGAAGUGGAGACCGGAGGCUCUGAAAUUAUAGAAGACAAUGAGGAAAUGAGUGAGGGAAUUGGCAAGAGAUCUUUCAUGUAUGAUUUGGAAGUUUUGGUUGCUGCAACUGGUAAUUUUUGUUUGGCAAAUCGGCUGGGUGCUGGUGGGUUUGGGACUGUUUAUAAGGGAAUGAUGGCAGAUGGUGAAGAAAUAGCAGUGAAGAAGCUGGCACCUGGUUCGACACAAGGCAGAGAAGAAUUCUCCAAUGAAGUCAGACUAUUAUUGAAGUUGCAACACAGAAAUCUUGUACGGCUGUUUGGGUGCUGUGUUGAAGGAGAAAAUAGGCUGUUAGUUUACGAAUACCUACAGAACAAGAGUCUUGACCACUUCAUCUUUGAUAAGAGCAAGAGUGCAUUGCUAGACUGGCCAAAGCGUUAUAACAUCAUAAUAGGUGUGGCACGGGGGCUUCUUUACCUUCAUGAAGAUUCACAACUUAGAAUCAUACAUAGAGAUAUCAAAGCAAGCAACAUCUUACUCGAUGAGUUGAUGAAUCCAAAAAUAUCGGAUUUUGGUCUGGCAAAGCUAUUUAAGGAUGAACAAACCCAUCAUAGAACACGACGGAUUGUGGGAAUAUUUGGUUAUAUGGCUCCAGAAUAUGCAACCAGAGGCUUCAUGUCUUCCAAGAUUGAUGUCUUUAGCUUUGGUGUGUUGAUAUUAGAAAUCAUAAGUGGAAGAAGGAAUUAUGACAUGGAAUUUGAUGAGCAAGACUGGGAGCUCCUGAAACUAGCAUGGAGACUAGAAGAAGAAGGGCAGCUAACAGAUUUGGUAGAUGUCACUAUUGGUUCUUUCCCUCAAGAUCAAGUAUUAAAAUGCAUUCGCAUUGGGUUAUUGUGCUGCCAACAAUCUAUACGAGAUCGGCCAACCAUGUCUUCUACAGUUUUAAUGCUCUCAAAUGAUUCAGUAACAAUGCCAAUUGAAGGAACACAUGGCUACCAGAAUAUACGUGACCCUGUUGAUCCACACAACAACAUCAAUGCUCUUGCAAACCCUGAAAAUGAGUCUUUCUCUAAGAAUUCUAUUACUUUUUCAUCAGCAAAAGCUGAUAGUGGGCCUUACUAUAAAUCAAUGGUUGAUACCAUAGCAGAAGCAGGUCCAGGCAUCAAGGGUCCCAUUGGAUACCAAAUUGGAAAUACAUAUUUGGAAGAGGAGGUGCAAGAGCUUGAGACAACAGACUACAUAUUUUCCCUUAUGGAUAAAGUUGUAGAGGAGGUUGGGGAAGAAAAUGUUGUUCAAGUAGUCAUUGAUAAUGAGGUAAGUUUUAAAGCAGACGGUAGAGAAACAGUUCAUGAAGAUGAUGGUACUACAAAUCGUAAAGUUAGCAGGCGUACAAGUAAUGCUACACAAGAAAGAGAUGUUGAUUCCCACCGUAAAGGUAAGGCUCCUAGAAAAAUUUCUUCAAGUUCUAGUAGUGAUGAUAAUGACAAUGGGGGCAGUAGGCGGGGUAGUGGCACUAAUGGGGGUAGUAGAGGAGUUGGUGGCACUGGUGAGGGUACUGGAGGAGAUGGUAGCACUGGGGGCGGUUAUGUUAGUCAAGUAGAUCUUGGCAUGUUGUGGGCACAAGGAGGUGAAAAUUACUAUGCCACACAAGAUGCAGAUCAUGGAUAUCGACCAAGGACAUGGGAAUAA